Bubalus bubalis (water buffalo) is the source of this 2491-nucleotide messenger RNA. It is a transcript of the gene TNFRSF17, whose product is annotated as TNF receptor superfamily member 17. Gene Ontology annotation, molecular function: signaling receptor activity. The transcript is spliced from 3 exons. Lineage: Eukaryota; Metazoa; Chordata; Mammalia; Artiodactyla; Bovidae. Gene Ontology annotation, biological process: tumor necrosis factor-mediated signaling pathway. The record is from RefSeq and is a predicted model, not a curated record. Bases 693 to 1226 code for a protein of 177 amino acids.
CUGGAUUACCAGGGAAGUCUCCCCCUCUCACAUUCUCUCUUCCCACUAUACUUUGUGGUUAUUUGAGUGCAUUUCUAUCUCCUCUAAGAAAUGGCAACCCACUCCAGUAUUCUUGCCUGAAAAAUCCUAUGGACAGAGGAGCCUGGUGGGCUCCAGUCCAAAGGGUCGCAAAGAGUGUGACACGACUGAGUGACUAAACACACAUGCACACUGUCUCCUCUGUUAGAUUUUAAGUUCUUCAGUGGCUCAGACCUUGUCUUAUCUCUCUCCUUGGGGCCCAUCACACAGCACAGCUCACAGAACAGAUGCUCCAGAAAUGGUUACUGAGCCUUCUGCUUGAUGCCUCAGGCUUGUUGACAAUGCCACACUUGUCACCUGCCUGGGAAAUUUCCUCUAUAAAUAAGCAGUUUCUGUUUCAAGUAUGGUUUGCUCUUGCUGCAUAUAUCCCCUCUCUUACUUAACUCAAGCCUCAAACUUAGAAACUGGAAUUAGUGUUGGUAUUCAAAUCCUUAGCCACAGUACAAAGAGUCAGCCCCCUUAAGAACCAAGUCAUCAAUGUGAAGUUCUGUUUUUUCCUCGACAUUCUGGCUGUCGUCACUACAUUUGCUGGGGAAUUCUCAACAAGAGUUUACUUGUCCUUCCAUGCUGUUCUUUCAGCGGUUUCCUUGUUUCUUUUUGUGAUCCAGUUCCAGAUGGCUCAGCGGUGCUCCCCAAAUGAAUAUUUUGACAGAUUGCUGAAUUCUUGCAUAUCGUGUCAACUUCGAUGCCCUAAUACCCCUCCUGUAAUAUGUCAGCAUUAUUGUAACACAAUGAAAGGAACAAAUACAUUUCUCUGGACCUGUUUGGGCCUGAGCUUGAUAGUUUCCUUGACAGUUUUCGUAUUGAUGUUCUUGCUAAGGAAGAUGAGCUCCGAACCAUUAAAGGACAAACUUAAAAACACAGGAGCGGUUCUCCAGAAGAAUGCUAAUGCAGACCUGGAUGUUAGCAAUAACAGCACCAUCGUGGCUGAAGCUCUUCUUUCGAGAGGCCUGGGGUACACAGUAGAAGAAUGUACGUGCGAAGACUGUGUCGGGAGCAAACCGAAGGUCGAUUCUGACCAUUUCUUCCCCCUCCCAGCCAUGGAGGAAGGCGCGACCAUUCUUGUCACCACGAAAACAAAUGAGUACUGCAGUCUGCUCACUGCCACCCAUGUCACGGGGACGGAGAAGUCAAUUUAUACCAGAUAAUUAACCAUGUUAAUGCUAUAGUUACUUGGAAAAUCUUUGUCCUCAGGGAAGGAUGGUGUCUCAGAUCUCUUUAAGAUGAUUGUACUUAUCAGCAGAUGAUAUGGCUUUCCGUCCUCUAAUUCUGGAAAAUCUUUAUGUUAGCUAUGUUUUUCUACCUUAUUGUUGGGAGCUUAACUCUGGAAACUUCCUUGGUUUCAUGAUUAAAUUGACUCACUGAAAAAAAAAAACAAAAAAAGCACCGCAAUGUGUAGAUCCCACAGUCACAUAUUUCUAUGGUUAGGCAGCUUCUCUCCUACACAUGUGCACGUACAUUUCAGGACAGACUGGAUUUCUCUCUUUAUUGUUAAAGGAAAGCAAGGUGAUCCAAUGUACUCUCUGUAUAUAGGAGAAGCCUGGAGUCACCACCCUGCUUCGGUGUGCAGGGCAUGACUGGUUCCUGACUUGGGGAGCUUUCAGCUUCAUGGAGUCAUACAGGCAUUAUUAUAAUCAUAUAAAUGAACGUGUAGCUGCAAACUGUGAUAAAGGUGUACUCGGCAUCAUUUUUGCAGUUAACGCAGGAAGUAAUAAUGACAGAUAGCAUUUAUUUAGCCUUUCUAAUGUGCCAGGGGUUGUUCCAAGUGCUUUACCUGUACUAAGGCAUUUAAUGUACACAACAAAUCACAAGGUAGGUGGACCAUUACUAUCUCCCUGCUACACAUGAUGACAGAAAGGGAGUCAGAGCAAGGGUCACAUGGAUGGUAAAUGAAGAGCCAAAGGGAAACCCAGACGUUCUGAUCUAUCCCUUUUUCUUCUUCUCACAUCAAUUUAAUUCCAUUUCUGAGUUUCUCAUCUCAAUGGGUUACCCAUUGGGAGAGGGUUGCCUUCCUUGGGUUGUGCAAAGGUCCUGGGGUGUUAUGGAAACAGGCAAUGCCCUCUAGUGUCUGUUGACUUUGAUUCUUCUUAAGAUAAUACCCAUUAGCACUACAUCAGAGAACCUCGAGGUCUUGGGGCUUUGUGGCUUUUGUGUUGGGUUUGGGAUAUGGAGAAACUUGGUGAGACAUUUCUACCUACUUGGGGCCCAUCAUGGCUCCAUUCUAGGGCCUUGAGGGCCAUAGAUGGUACAACAUAGUGGUGAAGACACUGGCUCUUUGAGUUUGAAUCCUGACUCUGUUACUAGGAAGUUAUAGACACUGAGUGACUGAGACAGUUAACCACUCCCUGUUUCAGUCUCCCCAUCUGUAAAAUGGGGAUCAUGACAGUAUCUACUUAUAACAUUGUUUUGAAGA